Messenger RNA from Sycon ciliatum, 2957 nucleotides. RefSeq names its product NADH-ubiquinone oxidoreductase 75 kDa subunit, mitochondrial-like. Gene Ontology annotation, biological process: cellular respiration; ATP synthesis coupled electron transport. The transcript is spliced from 24 exons. Gene Ontology annotation, molecular function: iron-sulfur cluster binding; NADH dehydrogenase (ubiquinone) activity. The record is from RefSeq and is a predicted model, not a curated record. NCBI's taxonomy places the organism in Eukaryota, Metazoa, Porifera, Calcarea, Leucosolenida, Sycettidae. Bases 97 to 2043 code for a protein of 648 amino acids. Gene Ontology annotation, cellular component: membrane.
UGUGCGUGUUCUUUUGAGUAGGCCUGUGAAAGGGUUGGUGUGGAGAUUCCACGUUUCUGCUAUCAUGACCGUCUCUCAGUGGCCGGCAAUUGCCGAAUGUGUCUGGUGGAGGUUGAAAAGUCACCAAAGCCUGUUGCAGCAUGUGCCAUGCCGGUGAUGAAGGGCUGGCGUAUAAAAACCAAUUCGCCAGCAACAAAGAAAGCUCGGGAGGGAGUGAUGGAGUUUCUUCUUGUCAAUCAUCCUCUGGAUUGUCCAAUCUGUGAUCAAGGAGGUGAAUGUGACCUUCAGGAUCAGUCGAUGGCGUUUGGAAGUGAUCGCUCUCGCUUCACCGAUAUUGCUUUUGAGGGGAAACGUGCGGUGGAGGACAAGGAGAUUGGUCCAUUGAUCAAGACGAUCAUGACACGCUGUAUCCACUGUACCAGAUGUAUUCGAUUCGGUAACGAGAUUGCUGGUGUUGAGCAGCUGGGCACUACAGGCCGAGGUGGUGAUAUGCAGGUUGGAACGUACAUUGAGCGUAUGUUCAAGUCAGAGCUGUCAGGGAAUGUAAUCGACUUGUGUCCAGUUGGCGCCCUCACAUCCAAGCCCUAUGCGUUCAUGGCCAGACCAUGGGAACUAAGGCGCGUGGACUCAGUGGAUGUGUUUGAUGCAGUGGGAUGUAACAUCAGUGUUAAUACACGCACCGGUGAAGUCAUGCGUGUCCUGCCACGUCUCCAUGAGGAUAUCAAUGAAGAGUGGAUCUCCGACAAAUCAAGAUUUGCUUUUGAUGGCUUGAAGCGUCAGCGCCUGACCACUCCUAUGGCCAAGGAUGACAAUGGACAGCUGGCCGUGGUUGGAUGGGCGGAAGCCUUACAUCAGAUUUCCAGCCAGCUUUCCACUCUAAGUGGUAAUGAAGUGGCUGCUGUUGCCGGUGCUAUGAUGGAUGCUGAGUGCUUGGUGGCAGCUAAAGAUCUCCUGCACCGAUUCGACUCUGAAUGUCUGUAUACGGAGGAGCCAUUCCCAGUGGCUGCUGGCGGAUCGGACCUGCGAUCCAAUUAUCUGCUCAAUUCAGGAAUUUCUGGUGUGGAGGAAGCUGAUGUCUUGCUGCUGAUUGGAACCAACCCCCGGUUUGAAGCACCUCUGUUCAAUGCACGCAUCCGAAAAAGCUGGAUACACAAUGACCUGAAUGUAGCCAUGAUUGGGUCAAAGGUGGACUUGACCUAUGACGUUGAGCAUCUCGGUGACAGUGCCACCGUGCUUCGUGAUCUAGCACAAGGCAAGCAUCCCUUUUCCAAGGUGUUGCGUGAUGCUAAACGGCCGAUGGUCGUGGUGGGAAGUGUACCGUUUCAGCGCUCUGAUGCUGACUCUGUCUUUUCGCUGGUUAACCAAGUUGCUGCACUGGGACGUCAGGGUGCUGAUUCGGGCUGGCGAGUGCUCAACGUCUUGCAUCGGGUUGCAAGUCAGGUGGCUGCUUUAGACAUUGGUUAUCGCACACUUAUACCUGAGAACCUGAAGAGCGUCAAGCUGCUCUACCUGCUGGGUGCUGAUGAACUGCCCGACAAGUUGAGAGAACGUGUUUCUAAAGACUGCAUGAUCGUCUACCAGGGUCACCAUGGAGAUGCCGGUGCAGCAAUCGCUGACGUCAUUCUGCCGGGUGCGGCGUACACGGAGAAAACAGCUACGUUUGUAAAUACUGAAGGCCGCGCUCAGCAAACUAGAACUGCUGUAACUCCACCGGGCCUGGCUCGUGAAGAUUGGGAAAUUGUGCGAGCACUUUCAGAAAUCAGUGGUGUGACGCUGAAGUACAGUGAUUUGAAUGAGAUGCGAGCACGCCUCAAUGAGAUCUCUCCCAGCUUGCUGCGCUAUGGUGAUGUGGAGCUGGCUAACUUCUUCUCGCUGGCCAGCUCACUUGUCUCCUCGGCCAAGUCCUCAUCUGCCGCCGCCUCUUCCACUCAACCACUUGCUCCAGAGCUGCAGACGCUGGCUGAUUUCUACAUGACUGACGUGAUCAGUCGUUCAUCUCCCACCAUGGCAAAGUGUGUUUCAGCCGUCAACACCAUGUCAUAAGCAUACCGCCACCGUGGCAUCUUGCACUGGGCCAAAGACUUGGCUCUGUCUCUGCGGACAAGGUAAUCGAAACCUCUAUCCUUCAUUGUCUUCCAUUGUCCUUCCUUCUCCAUGAGAGUAAGAGCAUGGCAGUACCCAGUGUGCUGCUGCAAGAACAGGCCCGUUGUUCUUGCUGUGUUGCUUCACUGCCUCCUCAAACACACUGUCACUUGCCGUACUCUAAUGAGUAAUGUCUCCGUUGUACUUGUCAACAUCGUAUAUUGUAAAUAGUGUCAAUCUGCCGUGCUUAUCAAAUUAUCAUAUUUUGUGUAAGAAUACUGUUAUGUACUUGUAUGUAAUUUAUGCUUCGGUCUACUAGUAUUCGUACAUGCAUGAACGCGCAUACACGGUGCAUAGUAUUGCUACAAGCAUUAUGUCAUUUUAAAAUACAUGCUUGUGUUGUAUGGCUGUGCCCAUACCCUGGUGUGUUGUAUGGCUGUGCCCAUACCCUGGUGCCUGAAACCAGCAUCAUAGUAGAAUGUUUGCUUUUAUUUGAGCAAGGGCAGGUUGAAGGGUAGUCAGUGUGGAUCAUGUACAUUUGGCAAUGUUGCCAUUGCUUCUGCUUUUAUGAAUGCUGUUGCUGUUGUUGCUGCUAUUGAUGAUCGGAUGAUGACGCUGAUCAUAAAUUAAUCAGUGAUGCUGAUGAUUGUAGCUAUUGCUGCUCUUGUGCACAUGACCCAGGCCCAGGUUUGUAGUGUUUUGAUUGUGAACUAAAACAAUUUCCUAGCAAGUUUUUGGCUCUUUACUCCCAUAACGAAUUACAGUUGUGGCGGGUGCUGUCCAGACCAGUACGGCACUCUUUUUUAUUUAGUUUUAGCACCGCAAAUUGAUUUUGAUGGCAUUCAAAAUAAUAUGUAGAGUAAACUUGAAGCAUA